Molecule: messenger RNA, 1556 nt
Organism: Cladocopium goreaui
Lineage: Eukaryota; Dinophyceae; Suessiales; Symbiodiniaceae
Source: the annotation of a GenBank genome assembly
GUGGUUUGUGUGGUUGGUUACUGCUGGUGGUGUCAAAUGCAGAAACUCCACAUGUUUCCACCAAAGUUGGUGAAGAUGCUGUCGGGAUGUGCCUUGCUGCCUUGAUUCCGUGGCUUUCAUGGUGGGUCCAUGGCGCCCAUGAAGCAGCAAGAAGUUGCAACAGAGAGCUCCGGUCAAAAUCAAGUGACUUGGAAGAUUCCACUCUCUCCAUCUUUUUCCACCCUAUCAAGCCCUAUUACUUGUUGACUAAAAGCUGCACCCUUAUGUGAUCACCACAGGGCCUUUGAAUCAUUGUGAAUCUACGACGAGCCACGCGCACACAAAGCCAUGGACUAGAAUUUGAUGUGCUGAACUCUGCACUUGUCGAAGUAUAGCAUGUCCGCAGGGGUUCAGAGCUCCAGCAUGUGUGAGUGACUAUAUAAUAUUAGAAGGAUCUAGAAGGCAGAAUGCGCGACUUUUUCUCUUGGUGCACCCUACUCUACUCGUACUGUGGCAGGAUGACCGGAUUGGAAUGAAAAAUGGGAGUGUGAUUUGGCAGAUGAACAAUUCGAAUUGACAAGUCAGGAAUCUUGUUGAUGAAGAGCUGGACGUCUUAUUAUUUGCGUUUUGGACACCCAGAGUUUCCAGCUUGCCAUGCUGAUUUUCUUGACAGCCCUCUCAUGCUCAUAAUGGCUGGACUGACGUGAAUAUCCUGGACUGACGUGAAUAUCCUUGUUGGACUAUACACAGAAACAAAAAUACUGCAAGUCAAGUGGCUGUAGCCCACGGUUCCUUUGUGGUAGAGUCUUGACAGGUUUUGAUUUGGGCAUACAUCUUGGUCGCUGUCUCAACUUAAGCCGCGUCACAAAACCUGCGGUCAUUGCACACAUGUUCCAGUCCAAACAGUAGGCCUGCUUUAAAACUGGAGCACCUGAGAUUAGAGUAUUUUGAUGUAUGUUCUACCUGGGAGAGAACUGGUCUUCGUUAGUUUCUGAUGUGGUCUCUGUGGGUCCUGACCUAUCUGAAAAGGACUUGGUCCAACAAUUGGGAGCUUUCUCUCAAAACUUCACAGUCCUCGAGGUCGGCAGCUACUUUGGUUACACCACGCGUUUGUUGAGCCACUUGUUCAAGCGAGUGAUAGCGCUGGACGCCAUCCCGGAGCUGCUCCAGGCCAAUCGGGAAUACAACAUGGACCGGGACAACAUCCUCUACUUGAGGUUCCACACAGGAAACCAUGAUUGGAGCAUUUUUUCCAUGAACACCAUCCACGUGGUCUUUUUGGAUGCCUCUCAUGACUUUGAAAGCGUGAUGCAAGAUAUUGACAACUGCUUGCGUAUUCCCACAGUUAGUCUCAUCAUUUUCGAUGACUAUGGUGCCGAAGAGGGAGUGCGUUUGGCAGUCGAACGCUUUGUUGCAGCCAAGCGCUUGCAACCGGUGGCCUUGUUGGGUGAAGGCGAGAAUGGCCCUUGGAAAUUGCGAGAUGGCCGUGAGGUUAAGGAUCGGGAAGCCAUCGCCUGCGAGGUGCUACGGCCGUGAGUCCAACACGCCAAUCCGAUGAUGUCCGAUUUGCUUCGCGC